Molecule: messenger RNA, 4852 nt
Organism: Rhineura floridana
Lineage: Eukaryota; Metazoa; Chordata; Lepidosauria; Squamata; Rhineuridae
Gene: SPINT1
Product: serine peptidase inhibitor, Kunitz type 1
Exons: 10
Coding region: 709-2250 (513 amino acids)
Molecular function (GO): serine-type endopeptidase inhibitor activity; protein binding
Source: RefSeq, a predicted model, not a curated record
GAAGGGUUGGGUGCCCAAGUGUUGAAUUUCACUUCCUGUCACCUGGAGUCUUUUGUCUCUCCCUGAAUGCUGUUAAGGGCACACCUGAAGUUCAGGCAGCAAGGAAGGAGUUACUGGAAGAUCCGCUCGUAGGGAACGCCUCUCUUCGACGGCAGAGCAGCCUGUGAGUCAGUUUCACCUGAAACUAGUCUACAGGUAGUGAAGGGAGAAGCGGAAAAGGGAAACAGAUCGAAGCUCCCCAAGGACGGGGGAGGCAGAACCCAGAGUGAGGAAGACGGCGCACAAAAUCGAAGGGACGGUGGUGAGAGAACCUCAAUCGUCAGGUCCCCAGCCAAGCACCCAUCUACCGUAACUCUCUCCUAGAGGGCUUGCAGAGGCGAACGCUGCGUACCAAAAGGAAGCGUCACCCACGGACACGGCCUGAAAUUGGUCUUUUUGGGAACAGCAGAAUCGGAGUUAUAAAAAAUAAAUAAAUCUGGAAAUAAGUGUUUUACUUUUUUUAACGCUCUUUGGGUGUUUGCUUGAAAGGGAGACAACUGGGAGACAAUCCUUGGAGCAUUUCGCGUUUCCAAGAAACUUCCUCGUCGUCGACUGCCCUUUCGCGAGCCUUCCUGCGAUUUGAGUCUCCUUCUCCCUCUCUUUAAAAAGCACCACCCUUGUUCGGCUAGGGAGACCCACUCCUUGGAGGAAGAGGGGGCCUGCCUGAAGAUGGCUCCAAGUCGCACCCUGCUCCAGGCCCGCCUGUUGAUGAACCUCGUCGUAGCCGUGUUAGUACUUGGCCAGGAAGAGGCGCAGGAAGAAGUCCCUUUUAGCGAGAGCUGCCUGGCCCAUUUCACAGCUGGCUUGCCCGAGUUUGUCCUGGACACGGAUGCCUCUGUGCAAAACGGAGCCACUUUCCUGGCCUCUCCGCCUUUGGAGAGGGGCCGGGAGUGUGUGAGAGCCUGCUGCAAGAACCCCCAGUGCAAUUUGGCCCUCGUGGAGCAGACCCCGGGAGGAGAGGAGCAAGACAGCAUCCAGAACUGCUUUCUUCUCAACUGCCUCUACGACCAGGCCUUUGUCUGCAAAUUUGCCAGAAAGGAGGGUUUCCUCAACUACGUCAAGAGGGAGGUGUACGAUGCCUAUGUGGCUAUGCGAGAGCAAGGCAAUCGUGGUGAUCAGCCACCUGUAGCCCGAGCUUGGAUGGACAUGAAAGUGCAGCCUAACACGCCAGUGACACUGAGGGGUACAGAAAGUGUUGAUGACAAGGGUAUUGUGACUUAUGAAUGGACACUUCUCAGUGGUGAUGACUCAGUGGUGAUGGAGAAAGGGGCAGAUCAUGUGGUAGUCACCAACUUGCAGGAAGGGAGUUACCUCUUCCAACUAACUGUGACAGAUACCGCUGGACAGAAGGACUCUACCAACAUCACUCUCACUGUACUGAAUCAUGAGCAGACGACAGAGCACUGCUUGGCUCCUUAUAAGGUGGGACGUUGCCGGGGUUCCUUUCCUCGCUGGUACUACAAUCCAGCAACUCAGCAGUGUCAGGAAUUCAUAUUUGGUGGCUGCAAACCCAACAAAAACAAUUACUUACGAGAAGAGGAAUGUAAACUUGCCUGCAAGAAUGUCCAAGGUGCUGUUGAAAAACGACAAGAGCCAGUGUGCAAUGGAAAGUGCCUGCCCUUCUAUUUCAAAUGUGAAGAUGGAUGCUGUAUUGAUAGCUUCCUGGAAUGUGAUGAAACUCCUGAUUGUUUAGAUGGCUCAGAUGAGAAAUUUUGUGAUUCAUAUGUUCAAGGGUUCAAUCAAUUACGCAAGAUCAAUGUUACAGUCAGCCAAAGUCACUGUGUGGAUAUGCCAGAUACUGGGCUGUGUGAAGAUAGUAUACCUCGCUGGUACUACAAUCCAUUCACUGAGAAAUGCAAUCGCUUCACCUAUGGAGGUUGUGAAGGCAACAAGAAUAAUUUUGAGGAGGAGGAAGAAUGUAUGAAAUCUUGUGAAGGUGUCACAAAGGCAGAUGUGAUCGGCCAGAGAUGGAGCGGAUAUGAGGCACAGCAGGCGGGUUUAAGCUCUUUUGAAGUGGCUAUUGCAGUGCUUCUUGGUGUGUGCAUAAUGAUUGUGUUGGCAAUCCUUGGCUACUUUUUCCUAAAGAACAAAAAGACUUACCGACGCCGACGCCAGCCAGCUACUGCGGCCAACUCCACUCUCUCCUCUGUUCUGUCCACCACUGAGGACACCGAGCACCUGGUCUACAACAGUACUACGAAGCCUAUUUGAUUUGGAAGAGCUGCCCUCCGCUUCUGGGAGUGGGACAGUGAUAUUUACAGGUGUUGCUUUUGAAACAAAGGCCUGUGGCUGAAGGAUUUCCCCUUCCCUUCCUCCAUGUUUCCUUCCUUUAGACUGUCAAAUUCCAGCCGUCUUACUGCCCCUGGAAAUGGUUCUGACUGUGUGACAGCUUCUGAGGAAGAGGAAUCGCAAGGAGAAUAUUCCCACCUCCCUUUGUAAUAAUGCAAUGGUGGCUCUCUUUGUUGCUGUUUCCUUUAUGUCUUUAAAGGGGAGGCAUUCAUUUAAGUAUAAGGACUUGCUGUACCUGUGGAAGGAGCCAUGGUUUGAUUAUUGGUAUGGAAUUCAUCCUCCCACAAACCCAUUGACAUCUACAUUUCUUUUCGUGUGUGUGUCAUAGAAUUUUUGCCUAUUCUCUCCUCGAUUCUCAUGAAAGUCAUGCAGCUCCCAAACCACCCUCUCUGCGCAAAGGGUCUAAGUAGUUCAAACAUGGUGAUACCUCUGAGAGUCUGGUGCAGGUUCCCAUUGCUUGCUCAAUGUGAACUCGGGGUUGCACAUGGCAGUCUUUCAAAUGAUAUAUUGAAUAGAAGCUUGAUAGACCGCUGGAGUAAAACUGGCCUCAUUUUCCCCCCCAAAGGCACUGCAGCCCAUGUUGCAUCUUAAACAGAGACUGAUGCAAUACAUACAACAUAAAAUAUAUUAUGGCCAUUGCUUUGAAACAUAGUUUUAACACAUAUAAGAGGAAAUGCAGCUAAAAUGUUCCUAAAUGUGUCCAUUCUCCUUUGCAUUUCCCCCUCUAUUCCUACCUCCAGGGUUGCCAUUUCUGCUUUCAAUGUUAAGCAACUAGCCCAUAAGUGUUUGAGUUUGAAUAUUUCAUCUGUAUGUAUUUAUUUUUAUAGAACCAAAAUGUGACUAAAAAGAUGAAGCUCCUGAUUUACUAGCAUGACUCCAAGUGCCCAGUAAAUGUUGUGAGCAUUAACUCCCUCCCUCCACCCCCAGUUACGGGGAAUUCACACUGUUCAUUUGUAAGCUAGUGCCACAUAUUGAUUUCCCGUUACCUGUCUUCCCAAGAGCCUCAGAAGAGAGCAGCUUUGUGGAAGACUGUGCUUUUGGGAGCACAAUAGCAAAAACAUAAGUAGCAGCUUCUGACCCUAAAAUGAACAGAAAUGAACUGGGAGAAGGAGGACAUGUUCCAGCUUCUCCAUUAUUCCCUGUCUUAGCUGUCAAAGCAUAGACUAUGUAAAUCAAUGCCUGCUUGUAAUUUAAUAUAUUGAAGUUGCUGUUGACAAGCCGAGCUGUUCUCCUUUUGCUGCUGUUAAUCAUUGUUCAGUGUAACAGAUUUUUAUCUCCCUCCCUCUCCCAAAUCUGAUAUAGCCUCAUUGUUUCUAGCAUUUGAUGAUUUAUACUAGAGUAACCAAUGUGGUGCCCUCCAGAUGUUUCUGGACUACAUCUCCCAUUGCCCUGACCAAUAAUGGUUAUAGGAGUUGGGAGUCUGACAACAUCUGGAGGGCACCAUGUUGGUUACCCCUGAUUUGUACUAAGUCCGAAGGACAGGCCUAUUUUAUGGUUGCCAGUCCUUGAAACAAGAUCCAUCUUCCAUGCAUUUCCCUACACUUUUGAAAAAGGCUGUGUACUACCUUCCCCAUUGUCUCUGUGUUGAGUAUAGAAGUAUGAAAAGGGAAGCCUGUACAUAAACAGCUGCUCAUGCAUGGAUUCUCCAUGUGUCCAAGACUCUGGCAAGGCCACACUUCCCUAUCACACGCACAUUUCCCUAUGCAUACAGGAUACUUGUGAAAGGGGCUGGUGUGUUAGCUGCUCCAGGCUCGUCAUGUGGCUUACUCCUAUCAUAUAGGGUGUUUCCAUGCAACUGCCAGGCAUUCCUGAUGGUAAUUAGUAGACCAGCCCUUUCCUUCUAAUCUAGCUGAUCAGUCAACUCACAUUUUCGCCCUCCGGAGAAUCCAACAACCCUUCCAAAUGUUGCUUUUAUAACCAGACCAUAUACUAUCCCUGUGACAGGUGGGCAGCUAUCUUCUGAAGUAAAUUUGAUGCAGUUGUAUCCCGUACUGGGAAUGAAAAUGUAUAUAGCUGUGCUGCUUUGGAAAUAGCCUCUGCUAUGAAGCUGAGAGAGUGAGCAGAGAACUUUUGUGUGUCUCCUUUUGUAGUAUUAAUGAGAUCUUGUUUUAUAUGUGUGUAUGUAUAUCAAAUAUGUAGAGAGGAGGACUUUUUUGCUUGGAUGCAAGUCUCCGCUGGCUGAGGUCAACGGGCACCAGCAAAAUGAAUAGGGAGAAUGCUGGGGUUGGGAAAGAAUUCCCUUCCGAGGGAAGAUAGCAGCUUUUUCCAAGGGGUGGAUUUCUUAAGAGUGGAACUGACUAAGCAGGCUUGGGAAAACGGCAAAAUGAGAUGGAGACCAUGAUGAGACUCAUCAAUGUGUCUUUAAGGGAGGGGAGGGGGCAGGAGAGAACCCAUUAUCUUCCGUAGCUGGCAAGUUACUCUACCUUUUUUGAAACAUAUUUUUAUACCUGCUAAUUCCAUCCUCCCUCCACCUUCACCCCUGCAGUAAAUGUAAAUUUUAAUAAAAUAUUUUGUUUGUAACUUA